Messenger RNA from Lingula anatina, 3319 nucleotides. RefSeq names its product importin subunit alpha-3-like. Gene Ontology annotation, biological process: protein import into nucleus. Gene Ontology annotation, molecular function: protein binding; nuclear import signal receptor activity. The record is from RefSeq and is a predicted model, not a curated record. Gene Ontology annotation, cellular component: cytoplasm. Lineage: Eukaryota; Metazoa; Brachiopoda; Lingulata; Lingulida; Lingulidae.
AUGUCAGUUACAUUAAGGCUUGGGCCAGUAAAAGUUUUUGGCACCGAUUGCCAAUCCAGAGUUGGUAGUCCCUCGUUACAGUUUGAAGCUGCUUGGGCGCUCACAAACAUUGCUUCAGGCACCUCUCAGCAAACACAAGCUGUGGUGGAAGCUGGUGCUGUCCCGUUAUUUUUAAGGCUUUUAGAAUCUCAACAUCAAAAUGUAUGUGAGCAAGCUGUCUGGGCCUUAGGAAAUAUCAUUGGUGAUGGUCCUCAUUGCAGAGACUAUGUCAUAGGUCUAGGCGUGGUCAAGCCUCUUUUAGCCUUCAUCAACCCUGCAAUCCCUCUCUCCUUUUUACGCAAUGUCACGUGGGUCAUCGUCAACCUGUGUCGUAACAAAGAUCCAGCGCCACAUGUUGACACAAUUAAGGAACUCUUGCCGGCGUUACUAAUCCUUAUUCAUCAUACAGAUACAAAUAUUCUAGUGGACACAGUAUGGGCGCUGUCAUAUCUCACAGAUGGUGGUAACGAACAGAUUCAAAUGGUGAUAGACUCUGGGGUUGUGCCUUACCUUGUUCCUUUGUUAAGUCAUCAGGAGGUGAAAGUACAGACGGCGGCCCUGAGAGCGGUAGGGAACAUCGUGACAGGUACAGAUGAACAGACACAGGUGGUCCUCAACUGUGGGGCCUUAAAUCAUUUCCAGGCACUCCUAUCUCACACCAGGGAAAAAAUAAACAAGGAAGCAGUGUGGUUCUUGUCUAACAUCACAGCAGGUAACCAGCAGCAGGUGCAAGCCGUCAUUGAUGCCAAGCUUAUACCUAUGAUAAUACAUCAUCUUAACAGGGGUGAGUUUCAAACCCAGAAAGAGGCUGCGUGGGCAAUCAGCAACCUUACAAUAAGCGGGCGUAAGGAUCAGGUGGCGUACGUGGUGCAGCAAGGUGUAAUACCGCCAUUUUGUAACCUGAUGACGGUGAAGGAGCUACAGGUGAUCCAGGUGGUCCUUGACGGCAUUAACAACAUCCUCAAGAUGGCAGGAGAUGACACGGAGAGGAUUUGUAACGAGAUAGAGGGGUGCGGAGGGUUGGAUAAAAUUGAGUCAUUGCAAAACCAUGAAAAUGAAGAAAUUUAUAAACUAGCAUAUGAAAUCAUUGAUCAGUACUUCUCUGGGGACAUCGACGAAGACCCAAACGUGGUACCCGAGGCCUCAGGGGAAGGCUUCCAGUUCGAUCCCAAUGCCAAGAUACCAUCAGAGGGGUUUCAAUUCUAAAGGAUUGGAAACAACAUAUCAGAGGGCAUUGUUUAAGUGUUAGAUGAAGAGAAAGAAGAAAAGAAAGAAUGAAUGGGUGGAUGAAAAUGAAUGAAUGGAUGAAAAUGGCAGACAUAUCCUAUUCAAUAUUUUUUCACCAUGAAAAGAAGGGAGAAAAUCAGCUCCUGUCUUAAACAAGAUCUCACCCGUGGAUUAAUAGGAAAUUAUUUUACCAUGGGAAGAGACAAAAGGAAGAAUUCAUUGUUCGUGAAUUUUACCAUUAUCUAAAGUGGAGGAGUUUGGUUUUGAUUCAACUGAGUUGCAAUCAAUUAUAAAUGAAUACAGAACCCAGUCAAUAGAUUUCCUUGUGAAGAGCUAAUAAGUUGAAGUACAAGAGGGAAAUGAGUUCAGCAUCUUUUUAUGUCUCAAUGCUAAGACAAAAUGGAGCACAGAAUUUUCGACUGAUUUCAACUGACCUAUUCAACUGAUGUGUUGAGUGAGUGAUAAUGUGUUGAGCGACAGUAAAAAAAAAAAAGGAUGGCUUUGUUAUUCUGAUCAGGAGGUGUCAGUGUGGACAAAAACUGAUUGACUCGGUUUAACAGGCUUAUGAUAACAUGGUAAAUGUGUUCCUUCCCAAAUGUGUUACUUUGAGGAUGAUGGAGUGCAAGAAUGACUGGUUUUUGAGAUGUGGGUUGCAAGGGUGAGAGAUGCAACACAAACACGGCACAAGCCAGUGCACAUGCAAACACACAUUACGGGCCAGCCUUUGGUCUUUCAGUUUAAAAUACAAGACAAAGCUUGUGAUUGCUUUCCUGCUGUCAUAAGAAUUGCUUAAGUGUAAACUCAUUUUAGUAAGGUUUCAUAAGCCAUUACUGAGUGAAAAAUGCAAGAAAAAAAGAAUUGAUAGCAAAAGAUUACAAACAGCUAUUGAAGAAAAUAUUUUUUUUUUAUUUUUUAAUUUUGAAAAAAUAUUAUAAAAUGUAUGAGAAUGAAGUCUGGUUACUUCUUUCAGCUUGGUUUUAAUGACCUUAAAAAGGUGAUGUAUUUUGAAGAGUUAAAUUUAUUAAUAAUGUGAGGAGAGAAGUGUCGACCUUGACCUUGCAGGGUCCAAAGGUCAACCCCUCAUUUCUCCACAGUUUGGUUGAAACGAAUUUACAUCCAAACAUUUAGUUUUGCUUCUAGUCGGUGGUUGCUUUGAUGAAUGUGGUUUGAUUUUUUUUGUCAACAAAAGCAAAAGUGAUAAAUCUUUAUACAAUACAAAACCCUCAUAGGUCAGAAGUAUGCAGAUUAAUAAGGAUGUCUCAGUUUUGUUUGACUGAGACCCAUAUGAUAGCUAAGAGAAGUAACUGACAGUGUCAAAGAGUUAACAGGACAAGUUUGCCAUGAAUGUUGAUCAUGCUUACCUAGCGAACAUGCACUUGGUGUUACCGAACUCAUUUCUAAGAAAAAGAGCAUAUUUCCCUAAGCCCCACAGUUUUCUCACAGUUCUUUGUAAAGAUUUUACGAAAAUGAUCUUUGCAGAGAGAGGAUUUAGCUCAGAAAUUUUAAAUAACUCAGAUUAAUAAAUUUUUCAUUAAAAAAAAAGGGAAAAGAGGUGGAGGUGUAAGUCCUGUGAGUAAGUAUGGGGCGAGGGUUAAAAUAAUUUUACGAGGAAUCUUUUAAACAUACCUGCAGGUUUCACUCAAAAUGUGUGGCAUUUAAUUACUGUCAGUAGUUCCCUGUCAUCAUUGUCAGUUUCAGUGAACUUUUUUUCUAUCACCAUUUUUAUGGUCAAACCCUUGCAAUUGUGGACACGAGCUUUGCUCUUUUACAUGGGAUGUUUGCUGCAUUGUAUGUAAUAUACCAGUGCUGGGAAACAGCCAUGCUGCUCUUAGCAUUGCCAGUUUUUUUGUGUUCAUGAGAACCUGCAUAAGAUAAUACACGUAUAUAGUAUUAGCUAUCCAAACUGGGUCAUUUUAAUUCAGGGCUGCUUGUAUUGGAUACAAGUACAAACAUUGAUAAAAUUGUCUUUUUUUUUUUGUGCUUCCAUUGGGUGCAGGCUGUAAAUGGCAGUGUAACCCUUCAUGCCAAUUAGGCAUUAAUUUAAACUUUUUUU